Molecule: messenger RNA, 268 nt
Organism: Geodia barretti
Lineage: Eukaryota; Metazoa; Porifera; Demospongiae; Tetractinellida; Geodiidae
Source: the annotation of a GenBank genome assembly
AUGGCAGUGUCAGCGCCUUCGGCUAUCCGGUACCCGGACGUGUUCAACGUGGCGGUGCCGCUUAUCGAUCACCACCUGGAAGAGGGGCGGGGCUGGAAGACGGCCAUCAUCUUCGACGACACCGGCGAGACGGUCACCUAUGCGCAACUGGUGGAGCGGGUCAACCGCUGCGGCAACCUGCUGCGGUCGCUGGCGGGGGAUCCGAGGGCCGGGUACUGAUGGUGGUCAAGGACUGCCCGGAGUUCUUCUACCUGUUCUGGGGAGCCAU